Lodderomyces beijingensis is the source of this 921-nucleotide messenger RNA. Lineage: Eukaryota; Fungi; Ascomycota; Pichiomycetes; Serinales; Debaryomycetaceae. The record is from the annotation of a GenBank genome assembly.
AUGGACUUGGUAAACCACCUCCCGGACCGUCUAUUGUUUGCCGUCCCCAAGAAGGGCAGACUAUACGAGAAAUGCUGCAAUUUGUUAAGUGGCGCAGAUAUCCAGUUUAGGAGAUCGAGCAGGUUGGAUAUCGCGUUAUCGACCAAUUUACCCAUCGCCUUGAUCUUCUUGCCCGCGGCAGAUAUCCCCGUGUUUGUCGGCGAAGGUAAUUGUGACUUGGGUAUCACGGGACUAGACCAGAUUAUGGAAGCAGACCAGUUUGACAAUGUUGAAGAUUUGUUGGAUUUGCAAUUUGGUGUCUGCAAAUUGCAAGUGCAAGUGCCUGCUGAUGGACCUUACUCGGAGCCUCAGCAAUUGGUUGGCAAGAAGAUAGUGUCGAGUUUCACAAAGUUGGCUACGGACUAUUUUGAAGAGUUAAAGUCUCAGCAAGCGGAGGGCGGCGCUUCGGCGAAUGUUAAUGUAAGAUAUGUUGGAGGAUCAGUCGAGGCAUCGUGUGCCUUGGGGGUGGCAGACGCAAUCGUCGACUUGGUAGAGAGUGGAGAGACGAUGAAGGCUGCCGGUUUGAAAGCUAUCGCUACUGUGUUGACCACGUCGGCCCACCUCAUCAGUUCCAAGACACCGCGAUUCCCCGAAAUUGUGCAAAUCAUCAACCAGAGAAUCCAGGGUGUCUUGGCUGCGCAGGAGUACGUCUUGUGCAAUUACAAUGCCCCCAAGUCCAUCAUGGCUGAGUGCUUGGCCAUUACCCCUGGAAAACGAGCUGCCACCGUGUCGACUUUGGACAAGCAUGCCCCUGGCGAAGAGGACUGGGUUGCCAUCUCGGCCAUGGUGACACGCAAAAACAUUGGCGGUGUGAUGGAUGAAUUAAAGAAAGUUGGUGCCUCCGAUAUACUCGUACUAGAGAUUUCAAACUGUAGGGUCUAA